AUGACAGAUACCUCCUCCCUCGCCAUCACGCACGCCACAACGGAUUCCUAUCCGGUCCACGCCCAUCGCGGCUCGCCUGCCGCCGUCGACGGCGCCGCCUCUGACUCCGGCGCACCCGAUGAAGAACCUUACACCAUCAAAUGCAUUUGCUCGUUCGAGGAAGAUGAUGGUAACACGGUCUUUUGCGAAGGGUGCGAGACAUGGCAGCACAUCCUCUGUUACUAUCCCGAUAAGAGAGUACCAGAUGUGCACAACUGUGUCGACUGCGAGCCACGGCCCCUUGACAAUCGUCGUGCCCAUGAACGCCAACGGCAGCGGCGGAUCAGAGAAAAAAGCGAGGACGGGGACCGAAGAACAAAACGAUCCGGUGCUAAAUCCCAUAAGAGAAAGUCCAAGGAUCCCGAGGUGAAUGAGUACAGUCUUGGGCGACAUGAUUCGGGUGCUCGUGAGGCGCCACCGGUUAAGAAACAGAAGGCGUCUCGCCGUCCAUCAACGUCAAUAAGUGGUGUUUCGGGUCCCUCGGGUUCCUUGGCUGAAUCGCGAAAUCGUCGAUCCUCCACUUCGACGAAUUCCUCCUCUCUUUAUGAUCGCGAAGAUCUUUUUGUGGAAUCCAAGAGUAUCCUCAACUACGGCGUCGAUUUUCUCAAUGAAAUCGUUGCAUGGCUGAAGGAUCCACAAAUAUUAGCGAAAGUCAGUGAUGGACUCAGUGCCGAAGACUUUGCCAAACGGUCCGAAGCGGCUAUGGAUCAGUCUCGCUGGCCCUCCCUGGCCGUUGAAACCAUCCCUGCCUCGAGCGUUGAGAUUGAUGGUAAAAUUCCCGUCCACAAGAUCUUGAAAACACAAGAUCCAAUACGGAAGGGCGAUAUUGUCGGCGAAAUUUUUGGCAAACUGGGCCACGUCAAGGACUACAAGAAGGUCGAAAGUAACCGAUGGGAAGAAUUGAGGCAUGCCAUGCCCUUCGUGUACUUCAACCGACAGCUGGACCUGUAUAUCGACAGUCGCCAGGAAGGGAAUGAGCUCCGCCACAUCAGGCGCUCAUGCGAUGCGAACGUUUUAUUCAAAAUUUACAUCACCAACGGUCGCGAGUACCAUUUUUGUUUUGUUGCGAAAGAUGACAUUUCGGCAAACUCGGAAAUUACCUUCAUGUGGCAUUUUGAUGAAAAUCUCUUUCCCGAAAACACGUUGGAGCAGACCAAGGACAGGGUGGUAGAUCCAAAUGAUGCUGCUAUAUAUAUUAGCAAUGCACUGGCGAUCUUUGGUGGUUGUGCGUGCGGUCAUUCCCAAACUUGCGCUGUGAGCAAGCUUGAUCGCCGGUCCAAACUUCUUCCUGGCCAGAAACGUGUCAAGUCGAAAGUGAAGGGCAAACCCAGGCGGACCAAAUCCCAGGUCGAUAUCAGUCGCGCCGACAGCGAGACGAUGAAACAUCCCGAUGAACAUGACUCCGCCCUUGACACCAGAUCAAAUUCCGGUUCCACGCGCGGUAGACAUACUGGUAGUCGCGAUAUCAGCCCCACGACACAUCAACAAAUACUGCCCGAGCUCUCCAGUCGUGAAAGACGCAAGAUAGCCAAUGCCGAAAAGCAGUUUGAACAAAUGGCCCUAGGGCCCGUCAACCCCAAAAGGAGAAAGCGCACCAGCGGUCUUUCACGGUCUACUGCUGCGGCAGUCUCGAGCUCAACGCACACUGCAAAGAACUGCAAACCCUACCACGAGUCUGUUCCAUCCCGACUCCUUCGCACCGCAGAGCGAUCGUCUCAACACCGUGCCCCUUAUGUUGAUGUACAAACCCAAGUUUAUGCCGGUGACGUGGAACGCGCUUUUUUGCGUGCGGAGCAUUCGAAACGAGGAUAUGAACUUGAUAUUCUACAUGAUACAGUCAUGAAGGUGGCGCGUUUCUCCGCGGGAAAUCAUUCCAGGGAGGAUUGGGCUCAGCGAGCGGCGUGGGAAGCCGGUGACCACAGUGUAAUCCCGUCUGGAGUCAUCCCCUGGUGGUGCAUCUACUACCCGGAAGCCACUGAUGACAGAUCCCAUAUCGAUUUGCUUCCAGAAGAUGCGGAUAGAAUGGGAAUACCCCGUGAUCAUGGCCCUCUUGCGAUGCCUCCUAGGUGGUCUUUCCAUCAGUCCAAGUACCCACAGUCUCCAUACAAGUAUCGCAAGAAGAUGCCAAUACUCGGUAUUCCUUAUGACCCUCCAGGGCGAUCUGUUCAGGGCGAUGUUGAUACCCGGAGCGCGGUCUUGGACAAGCCAUCCUUCUCUGCGCCUAGCAGCGAUCCGCGUAAGCCGGCGGGUACUCCUUAUUGGCCAUCUAUUGCCGCUCAUAGCUUCAGGGUCCUUGUUGCUGACAACCGUGGGAAUGUGCAAUUUUCCAUGCCACCACCUCAUAUACCGUCGGCCCUUAGUCCCAGAUCCACGGCGACAGGCGGGUUAGCAUCGCCCAGUUCCCAUGACGCGACUUCUCCACUUCCACUUGUGCCACCUUCUGGGCCUGCACUAGUAUCCACCCCUGCCAAGAAGAAACUCAGUCUUGGUGAUUAUCUGAUUCGACGUGGAACCAUGGCGAGCACCCCAACUUCGGAAAGGUCUCCGGCUCCGGCUCCUACCCCGACUUCUAGCCCGGGUUCUCUCCACGCCCAGCAUUUUCUUGCAAUCACAACUGUUUUCGGUGACAAGCAUGAACCUCCUCACCCCAAAACCGAAGCUCAAGGUGACAAGAACGAGUCUUCUGGAUCUCCAGAUGUUUCUAUGAUGGAUGCACCUCCGGAUGUUCCGAUGGAUGUUCCUAUGGAAGAUGCAUCCGAGUCACAACCCACCAACAAACAGUCUAUCUCUUCAUGA
Messenger RNA from Penicillium paradoxum, 2835 nucleotides. Its product is annotated as putative PHD finger and SET domain protein. Lineage: Eukaryota; Fungi; Ascomycota; Eurotiomycetes; Eurotiales; Aspergillaceae. The record is from RefSeq and is a predicted model, not a curated record. The transcript has 2 exons. Gene Ontology annotation, molecular function: protein binding. Bases 1 to 2835 code for a protein of 944 amino acids.